AUGCCUCCUCUGUUCUUGCAGUCAGACGACAAGCAGCAAGCGCUGGAGGAGACCAAGAGCUACACCACCCAGUCUCUGGCCAGCGUCGCCUACCUCAUCAACACGCUGGCCAACAACGUGCUGCAGAUGCUGGACAUCCAGGCGUCGCAGCUCCGCCGCAUGGAGAGCUCCGUCAACCACAUUUCACAGCCAAUCCGGAGGAGACCAGUGCGCUACAACAUCAGGAAGCCCAUCGACUAGCUGCUGGACGACAUCGGACACGGAGUCAAGUGGCUGUUGAGGUUCAAGGUGAACGGUCAGCAGAACGUGAAACUCGGAGCAGGUCUGUCUCGGUCCAACCCGCCUUCCCAGAAACCACCGAGUCCUCCGAGGGCAGGAAAGGGAAUCUUAGGGAAGUGCUCCCCCUACAGGACUCUGGAGCCGGUGCGUCCUCCGGUGCUGCCCAACGACUACGCCUGCAGCCCCACGCACAAUAUGGCCGCCAGCCCGGUCCGCACAGCCACGCUCAGCCACCGACCACGAACGCACAGUGGCAGCAGUGGUGGCAGUCAUCCCAGCAGCAGUCGGAGCAGCAGCAGAGAGAACAGCGGCAGCGGCAGUGUGGGCGUUCCCAUCGCCGUGCCGACGCCCUCCCCACCCUCCACCUUCCCAGUGUCUCCGACCACAGGACCAGCUAGCUCCUCCUCCACUGCUCCUAACUCCUCCCCCUCUCCCUCCCCAACUCCCUCCUCCUUCUCCUCCUCCUCCUCCACCACCACCUUGACACAACCAAACGCACCCUUCCCACCAAACACACCCUCAAAGCAUGCCGACUCCUCUCUUCAACCAAACCUGCAAUCAAACACACCCACCAACAUGUCCCCGCCCUCUAACCCCGCCCCCGGCACCUCCGAGGUCCAAUCAGCUGUAACUUCUGGAGAACUGUCUCCUGUCCUUCCUCCCGCCCCUCCUCCUCCUGCGCUCUCCUCCUCCUCCUCCUCUUCAUCACCUGCUGAAGGUCCCAUCAUCCCUCAGUUCUACAGCAUGAACCGGCCUCAGCCCCGACAGCAGGCCGCACAGGUGGGAGGCUCGCUGCCGUACCGCCGCCCGCCGUCUGUGACCGCGCAGCCAAGCGCAACACAGAACCAGGUCAACGGCGGGCCGUACUACAACCAGAGCCCAGCCUCCCCCCCGCCUCCCUCACUCCUCCAGUUCACUCCUCAGCUCCCUCUCAUGGGCUUCGUGGCUCGAGUUCAGGAGUCCAUCUCAGACGCACCUCCUCCACCUGACCCGGCUGAGAGCCAAUCAGAGGAGCCUCUGUCCUCUCCUCAGCCGAUGGAGGACGGACGUGAAGAGGACUCUGCGGUCGUGGAGUACAACGACCCGUACGCUGAAGAAGACCCGCCGUGGGCCCCCAGAAACUACCUGGAGAAAGUGGUUGCCAUCUACGACUACGCUGCCGACAAGGAGGACGAGUUGUCGUUCCAGGAAGGAGCGAUCAUCUACGUGAUCAAGAAGAACGAGGACGGCUGGUUUGAAGGCGUGAUGAGCGCCACCACCGGCCUCUUCCCCGGAAACUACGUGGAGUCCAUCAUGCACUACGCCGACUGACGAGCACGUCGCCAUCUGCUCGUUAAUGUGUGGUGUGACUUUUUAAAUUGACUUUGCUCAACGUCAGCACUUCAUGGAGCCAUAACUUCAUGCUCAAACUGGGCUCUGAUGUUGGACUUGUACUAAAUACUGACUCAUCAACAACAUAUUAUUUCAUGUUCGUCUUCGUGCAGAUGUCCAGCAUCCAUCAAACAUAUUUUCAUUGUUCUCCUGUUGGAGCCUUCUCAGUCAGCGCUCAGCUACCCGCUGGUCCUGAAGUCCUGUUUGUAGUGAUGUAGUGAAGUGGACCGGGUGGAGUUCUGGACGUGUUUACAGUGUGUAUGCUGCAUGCCUGAUGUAUCAAACUUCAGUUUGUUGUAGUAGUUUGAGCCGGACCUCGUGAUGUUUUCGUGCCGUGCUGUGACGUUCGGCUGUAACAGCCCUUUAACUCCAGGCUCACUCUCAGGUGGUGGAGGUGGAUUUCUUUGUGCCAUAGGUGGAGGAGUCGUGGUGUGCCUACGAGUGUGUACAGUGUGAGUGUGUAGAGUGUGUACAGUGUGUGUGUGUGUGUGAUCGGGUAUGAACCAAACGUUCCCUCGUGGACCUGAAACCAGUGUUUCCUCAUCGUACAGUGUUGUUGACCACAAAAACCAGAGACGAGCUCUCAGCAUGGAUCUCCUCUUUAACGCCAGCAUCGAUUCCAACUCAGGAAAGGAUCCUCAUUCUUCAUCCUGCCUACAAAGUGAUUGGCUCACUUGUCCCUGAACAUCCUCAGGACUGGACCAGGUCUUAGGCUCCUGAAGGUUCUCCUCUGGUCUUUGUGUCGCCUGCAGUAUCCCUUUAAUAACGUGGACUGAGAGAUGCCGUGUGACUCUGCUUCAUCUUCAAACCUCUGAUGUCAUUUUAGGUUGAUUCUGAAAAAUGUGCACACAUUCAUUAAAGUCCAACAAAUCUUAAAA
Messenger RNA from Larimichthys crocea (large yellow croaker), 2528 nucleotides. Its product is annotated as abl interactor 2-like. Gene Ontology annotation, cellular component: lamellipodium; SCAR complex; actin-based cell projection. Gene Ontology annotation, molecular function: signaling adaptor activity; SH3 domain binding. Gene Ontology annotation, biological process: neuron migration. The record is from RefSeq and is a predicted model, not a curated record. Lineage: Eukaryota; Metazoa; Chordata; Actinopteri; Sciaenidae.